CGGUAAUACAGUGCCGCAGAAAUUCAGUGAAUUUUCUCAGCAACAGUAAUUUUUUCUGUGAGAAUUUAAGCAAAUUAAUCGCAAGAAAUCCAUUAAUUAAAUUAAAGGAAUAUUAAAAACAAGUGAUUAAACAGAAAAUUAACAAAACAAUGGCUCCAAAAGCAGGAAACGUUGCAAUGAAACCCAAAAGCCAAGCCUUUAAAGAUAAAUCUAAACCAACCGAUGUUCGUCUAUCGAAUAUACAGGCAGCCAAAGCUGUUUCCGAUGCCAUUCGCACCAGUUUGGGACCCCGCGGUAUGGACAAAAUGAUCCAAGCCGCCAACGGUGAGGUAUCCAUCACCAAUGACGGUGCCACCAUUUUGAAACAAAUGAAUGUUUUACAUCCAGCUGCCAAAAUGUUGGUUGAACUUUCCCGUGCUCAAGAUGUAGAAGCUGGUGACGGUACCACUUCUGUUGUUGUCAUCGCUGGAGCUUUGUUGGAGGCUUGUGAAAAACUUUUGCACAAAGGUAUUCAUCCCACCGCCAUUUCCGACUCAUUCCAACGUUGCUCGAACAAAGCCAUUCAGAUCUUGAACGAAAUGUCCACACCCAUUGAGUUGAGUGAUCGCGAAACUUUGAUUAAGAGUGCUUCCACUUCCUUGAAUUCCAAGGUUGUCUCACAACAGAGCAGUUUGUUGGCUCCCAUUGCUGUAGAUGCUGUUUUGAAAGUUACUGAACUUGGCCGCGAAGGAGCUGUCGAUUUGAAGAAUAUCAAAGUCAUUCAGAGUUUGGGCGGAACUGUAGAGGAUACUCAGUUAAUUGACGGUUUGGUGUUCACCUCACGUUCGGCCGGUACUAACGCUCCUAAGCGUAUUGAGAAGGCAAAGAUUGGUUUGAUUCAAUUCUGUAUCUCAGCACCAAAAACUGAUAUGGACCACAGUGUCAUUGUUUCCGAUUAUGCCGCCAUGGAUCGUGUUUUGAAGGAAGAGCGUACAUACAUCCUCAAUAUUGUCAAGCAAAUCAAAAAAGCUGGCUGCAACGUACUUUUGGUUCAAAAAUCCAUUUUGCGUGAUGCCGUUUCCGAUUUGGCUCAACAUUUCUUGGACAAAAUCAAGUGCUUGGUGGUCAAGGAUGUCGAACGUGAAGACAUUGAAUUCGUAUGCAAAACUUUGAACUGCCGUCCCAUUGCCUCCUUGGAUCAUUUUGUUGCUGAAAAUCUGGUUAAUGCCGAUUUAGUUGAAGAGGUUGCCAGCGGCACCAACAAAUUUGUCAAGAUCACUGGAAUUCAAAAUCCUGGACGCACCGUGUCGAUCAUUUGCCGUGGUUCCAACAAAUUGGUGUUGGAAGAGGCUGCCCGUUCUUUGCACGAUGCCUUGUGUGUUGUGCGUUGUUUGGUUAAGAAGCGCGCUCAAAUUGUUGGUGGCGGUGCCCCCGAAAUUGAAAUGGCUUUACAGUUGGCCGCUUAUGCCCAAACCGUAGAGGGUGUAGAUGCUUAUUGUUUCCGUGCUUUUGCCGAUGCUUUAGAGGUAAUUCCCUCCACCUUGGCUGAAAAUGCUGGCUUAAAUCCAAUUGCCACUGUCACUGAGUUGCGCAAUCGUCAUGCUCAAGGUGAAAAGCAUGCUGGUAUUAAUGUACGCAAAGGAGCCAUUACCGACAUUUUUGCUGAAAAUGUAGUCCAACCAGCUUUGGUCAGCAUUUCGGCUAUUUCUUUGGCUACAGAAACUAUUCGUUCGAUUUUAAAAAUCGACGAUAUUAUCAAUACUAUUUCUUAAGUUUUGCCUUUAAUCUACUACAU
Messenger RNA from Calliphora vicina (urban bluebottle blowfly), 1774 nucleotides. It is a transcript of the gene CCT4, whose product is annotated as chaperonin containing TCP1 subunit 4. Gene Ontology annotation, molecular function: ATP binding; ATP-dependent protein folding chaperone; ATP hydrolysis activity. The transcript is spliced from 4 exons. Gene Ontology annotation, cellular component: chaperonin-containing T-complex. NCBI's taxonomy places the organism in Eukaryota, Metazoa, Arthropoda, Insecta, Diptera, Calliphoridae. Bases 150 to 1751 code for a protein of 533 amino acids. The record is from RefSeq and is a predicted model, not a curated record. Gene Ontology annotation, biological process: protein folding.